GACCGGAUAUAUAAGAACACGGUUAGAACUUUAAAAGAUAUCAUUCAUACCUUAAAAGUGUUCGAAGUUGACCUCACGAAUUGCCCAAGCUCACAGUAUAAAAUAGAAGAAAUGAAGACGUACACUGCACUCUCUGCUAUACUUGUGGUUCUGAUGUCGAUGGCUGCUAUCGGCAUGACAGACCCAGUCUUCAAGAAAUCAUAUGUGUGUCCAAACAUACAGUGUUUAGUGUCUGACUGCAACGUUGACAGUGACUGUAGRAGUGGUAUGAAGUGCUGCAGUGGUUGCUGUGCAGUGCCGGUGAAACCAAAGCCACAAGGUAAAUGUCCAAACAUACAGUGUUUAKUGUYUGACUGCACUGUUGACRAGGACUGUAACAAUGGCAUGAAGUGCUGUAGUGGCUGCUGUGCUCAGCCAAUCUAAAGACCGAAAGACACGUGGCUAAUGCAAGGACAAGAUGAGGAUGUUGCAACAUUGAGAUGAAACUAAUGAAGCCUGUUCUGAUGUUAAUAUUUCAUUGUUUAGAGAAGAAGAAAACUCCUUAACCCUAUGACAAGUGUUUAUAAAUGAUAAUAAAAAAUCAAAUGUACUGUGGCAGACUAAAGAUCAGACAAAAAAUUGAAAACGUAAUACAAGCAAACCUAGCUUUUAAAAAACUCGACUUGUAUCAGCUAUGGCUUAAUAAAAUCAAAUUCAAAUGCAUAAAAUUCAUA
Molecule: messenger RNA, 713 nt
Organism: Actinia tenebrosa (Australian red waratah sea anemone)
Lineage: Eukaryota; Metazoa; Cnidaria; Anthozoa; Actiniaria; Actiniidae
Cellular component (GO): extracellular region
Molecular function (GO): peptidase inhibitor activity
Source: RefSeq, a predicted model, not a curated record